Messenger RNA from Phodopus roborovskii (desert hamster), 890 nucleotides. RefSeq names its product ventral anterior homeobox 2 (gene Vax2). NCBI's taxonomy places the organism in Eukaryota, Metazoa, Chordata, Mammalia, Rodentia, Cricetidae. Gene Ontology annotation, molecular function: DNA-binding transcription factor activity, RNA polymerase II-specific; DNA binding. The transcript is spliced from 3 exons. Gene Ontology annotation, biological process: regulation of DNA-templated transcription; neuron differentiation; central nervous system development. The record is from RefSeq and is a predicted model, not a curated record. Bases 1 to 867 code for a protein of 288 amino acids.
AUGGGCGAUGGGGGCGCGGAGCGGGACCGCCGCCUCAAGCGUCGGGAGGAGCCGGUUGGCCGGAGCGGGCGCCACGGAGACCACGGCGGAACGGAACACUUGCGUGUUGACACGGGUAGCAGGAGUCCAAGGGAGGUUGCUACGACCUCCGCCUCCAGCCCCGUGGGCUCCAGAGACAGCGGCGGAGACAGCGACGGACAGCCGGCGCUCGGUGAGACGGACCACUGCCGCCGCAUCCUGGUACGAGAUGCCAAGGGGACCAUUCGGGAAAUCGUCCUGCCCAAGGGCCUGGACCUUGACCGGCCCAAGCGGACCCGCACCUCCUUCACAGCAGAACAGCUGUACCGCCUGGAGAUGGAGUUCCAGCGCUGCCACUAUGUGGUGGGCCGGGAGCGCACAGAGCUGGCCCACCAGUUGAACCUCUCUGAGACCCAGGUGAAGGUCUGGUUCCAGAAUCGCCGCACCAAACAGAAGAAGGACCAGAGCAGAGACUUGGAGAAGCAGGCAUCCUCCUCUGCCUCUGAAGCCUUUGCCACCUCCAGCGUUCUGCGGCUUCUGGAACAGGGCCGGCUGCUCUCCUUUCCCAGGGCCCCCAGUCUCCUGGCACUGACCCCUGGCCUGCCAGGCCUUCCUGCCAGCCAUAGGGCCACCUCUUUGGGUGACCCCAGGAACUCCUCCCCAAGCCUCAAUCCAAUGCCCUCGGCCUCAGCAUCAUCCCCUCUGUCUGCCAUCUGCUUUAACACAGCUCCGCUCUUGGACUUGCCUGCCAGCUACAAACUGGGGUCCUCGGCGUUUGAGCCCUAUAUCAGGCUAGAACAACAGAAAGUAGGCAGCCCUGGCCAAAGUGGCAAGGCGGCUGACACCUAAGUCCCAUCCUGUGUGACACUGAG